Messenger RNA from Paralichthys olivaceus (Japanese flounder), 3982 nucleotides. The record is from RefSeq and is a predicted model, not a curated record. NCBI's taxonomy places the organism in Eukaryota, Metazoa, Chordata, Actinopteri, Pleuronectiformes, Paralichthyidae.
AUAAUUCUCAGAGUAAUGUGAAAUAAGUGGACAAACUGGAUUCUGAUGAAAACUUCUGUGAAGUCAAAGUGCAGGUCAGGCCCAGCUCACCUGGACAGGCCAGGGUGGAGGUCAUGUGCUUCUCCAGCAGUCAUGUGACCUCAGGGUUUCAGGCCUGGCCUACUUUUCUACCAGCAACAAGGAUGUUUCCUGUCUCAACAUCUGACUGGUGCGUUUGUCUGCGUGUGAGAUGUGGAGAACAACCAAUGCCUGAAUCAGACACUGUGGAAGUUUGAGUGGAGAUAAACUCUGCUCACGUGUUCCAUGUCGUUAAACAGCUGCACCAAUGCACGUGCACGGGAUGGUGCCUUCACUGACAGAGGAUGGUGCCUUCGCGGACAGCUGCGGAAACGUCUCUCUUCGGGAAUCCGCGGGGCAUGUUUCACUUUAAACUUCCGCUGAACCGGUUUCCUUUAACGUGUUUACAUCUGGUUUCAAUACGACAAUGCCGACCGGAGCCUCUUCUGGUUUUCUGUGGGAUUAAAAGCUGGGAGCUGAGAUAAAAUUAAAACGCCUGUUUUCCGACUGGACCUGAACGUUACACGAUAAUAAUAAACAAUAUUAACUGUGUGUAAUUACUAUCACACUAAUACUGAUCAGUGCUGCUGAAAUACUCACAGUACUUUCAUGCAGGUUGGCCUCAACACCUUUGCAGAUACUUGUACCCUCUCAGAUAUUCGCAGUAUCCGUUAUAAUAAAGUAUUUCCAGAGUAGUUCUCUGCAGCAGCACCUGCACACACUUCAGCUCGGACCCCCGCGGCUGCAGCUCUCAUUGGCUGAGCUGCAGGUUUCCUCGUGUUAUCAAACUCCAGUAGAUCCGGUCGUGUCUGGGUGACGCGCCGCUGCCUUCGCUCCCGUCGAGGUGCGGACACCUGAAGGGAAACCGGAAUGUCCGCAGACACCGGGCACAGACUCAAGUCCAUGGCCGCUGCCAGCUCCCUGCCCCGGCUCCUCUUGUGCUGGUUAACCCCACUGCUGCAGCUCGGCCACAAACGCAGGCUGGAGGAAAGUGACAUGUACGACCUUCUUCCAGAGUUUCAGUCGGACGCACUCGGAGAGACGCUGCAGAGGUUGUGGGAUCAUGAAGUCAGGAUGUCCACGAAGGAACUUCGGAAACCAAACUUCACCAGAAUUCUGAUUCAGCGCUACGGGACGCAGUUUGCUCUGGUUGGGUUGAUUGGAUUUUCAAUGGAGGCCAUUAAAGUGCUCCAGCCACUUUUCCUGGGAAAAAUAAUCCUGUACUUUGAGAAUUACACCCCAGACGACAGCAGGAGUCUGUACAUGGUGUAUGGUUACGCCGCUGCAAUGUGUCUCUCCACCUUUGGACUGACUUUCCUCCAGCACAUCUACUACUACUACCUCCAGAUCACGGGCAUGAAGAUGCGAGUGGCCACGUGUCACAUGAUUUACAGGAAGGCUCUGAGUCUCAGCAGUGAAUCCAUGGGACAAACCACCACUGGACAAAUCGUGAACCUGAUUUCAAAUGACGCCAACCGCCUCGAUGAGAUUACACUCAAUCUGCACUACCUGUGGCUGGGACCUCUGCAGGCGAUGGUGAUCAUCGUUUUCCUUUGGUAUGAGAUCGGCCAGUCGUGUCUGGCAGGCGUGGCAGCCAUCGCCCUCAUGAUGCCUGUGCAGACCUGGUUUGGAAAACUCUUUGGGAUUUUCAGGAGCAGGACGAUCGUCCUCACUGACGACAGAAUUCGUUUCAUGAACGAAGUGGUGUCCGGCAUCAGGAUCAUCAAGAUGUACGCCUGGGAGAAACCUUUCUCCGCUCUGGUGACUGAAGUCAGAAGGAAAGAAAUCAGUCAGAUCCUGAAGAGCUCAUAUCUACGAGGACUCAACAUGGCGUCCUUCUUUGCCAGCAGCAAGAUCAUCGUCUUCGUCACCUUCACCGUCUACGUCCUGCUGGGAAACACCAUCACAGCCAGCACAGUGUUUGUCACCGUGUCCCUCUACGGAACAAUCAAGCUCACAGUCACGCUGUUCUUCCCUCUGGCUGUGGAGAAGUUGUCAGAGACGAUAGUCAGCAUCCGGAGGAUCCAGAAUUUCCUCCUGCUUCAAGAGGUUGAGAGAAAAACCUCAGGGCUGCCUCUGGAUGAAAAGAAUCCCAUCUCCAUUGAGAUUGAGAAGAUGACCUGCUACUGGGAUAAGAGUUUGGAUGCUCCAUCGCUCCAGAAUGUCUCUGUCGCUGUGAAGUCGCACCAACUUCUAACUGUGAUUGGACCAGUGGGUUCUGGAAAGUCAUCGCUGCUGAGUGCGAUCCUGAGAGAGCUGCCUCACGACACCGGGACGCUGGAGGUUAAAGGUCAGCUGUCCUACGUAUCCCAGCAGCCCUGGGUGUUCCCAGGGACCAUCCGGAGCAACAUCCUGUUUGGGGGAGAACUCAACCCCCAGAAGUAUGAGAGGGUCCUCAGAGGCUGCGCUCUGAAGAAGGACCUGGAGCUGCUCCCGGAUGGAGACCUGACACUGAUCGGAGACCGAGGCGCUACACUCAGCGGGGGGCAGAAAGCUCGAAUCAACCUGGCGAGGGCUGUGUAUCAGGAUGCAGAUAUCUACCUCCUGGACGACCCCUUAAGUGCCGUGGAUGCUGAGGUCGGGAAACAUCUUUUCGAGCAGUGUAUCUGUGGCCUGCUGAAGAACAAGUCUCGUAUCCUGGUCACCCACCAGCUGCAGCAUCUCAAGCCAAACGACCAGGUUCUGGUCCUCAAAGAGGGUCACGUCAUGGCGCAGGGAACCUACAAGGAGCUGCACUCGUCCGGACUGGACAUGAUGUCGCUGAUGAGGAGCGACGAGGAGCAGUGGCCCCCGUCAGGUGACUCAGACAAACUGUCGCUGCGCAGCCAGAGGACAAACUGCUCUCACAGCAGCCUCCUGCCGCCAGAGAGCCACCUGACAAACCAGCUCCCUGAUGAAACAGUCGGCACCGUGGCAGAGGAAACACGAGAAGAAGGAGACGUCAGUGGCCACGUUUACCUCAAGUACUUCACUGCCGGCUCCAGCCUCCUGGUCCUACUGGUCAUAGUCCUGCUCAGUGUCGUAGCUGAGGUUGCGUACAUUCUUCAGGACUGGUGGCUCGUAUACUGGGCGAGAGCCAAGUGUUUGAACAGCACAGCCUCUGUUAGCUUUGCAAAUGGAAUCAACUUGACUCACACAGAUGAACAGUUCACGCUCACCUUUUACCUCAGCAUUUACUCAGGUCUGACAGCAGCUGCCGUGAUCUUUGGCUAUGCCCGGAGUUUAGUGAUCUUUCAUGGGCUGGUGCGAUCGGCUCAGACGCUUCACAACAGCAUGUUCAACGCUGUCCUCCGCACGCCUGUUCACUUCUUUGACAUCAACCCUAUCGGAAGAAUUCUCAACAGGUUUUCCAAAGACAUCAGCCAGAUGGACUCGAUGUUACCCAUCACCUUUGUGGACUUCUAUCAGUUAUUUCUGCAGAAUACCGGCGUGGUGGCGGUGGCAGUCUCGGUCAUCCCUCUCAUCCUGAUCCCCAUCAUCCCUCUGAUUCUUCUCUUCUUGUACUUGAGGCGUUUCUACCUCAGCACAUCACGAGAUGUCAAACGUCUGGAGUCUACAACGCGCAGUCCCGUCUUGUCCCAUCUGUCUACGUCUCUUCAAGGCCUGUGGACGAUUCGAGCCUUCAGAGCUGAGGAGAGGUUAAAGAAGGCCUUCGAUGCUCAUCAGGACCUGCAUUCAGAGGCAUGGUUUUUAUUUCUGAUGACCUCUCGCUGGUUUGCACUUUGCCUUGACAGCAUUUGUGCCAUAUUUAUCACUUGCACAGCAUUUGUUUGCAUCUUCCUCAGAGACGGUGAGGAUCUUAUAUGCACACAGACAUUAUUACUAUACUUUGUUGUCUUUUGGACGAGUGUUUUAUGCCAUAUUUAGUUAAAACGGCAUAAAAACAGAUGGUAUGUCUUAUAAAACCUCAUUAAAACAUUGGCAU